AUGCAAAUAGCAAAACCAAUAAUUUAUGGAACGAUCGCAACUUGGCUUGGUAGAAGAUCAGAUGAAAAGAAAACACAUUCAUGGAUUUGCUAUGUAAGAGGGGUUCAUAAUGAAGACUUAUCUUAUUUCAUUGAAAAAGUAAUAUUUGUAUUGCAUAGUUCAUUUGAAAAUACUAAUAGAGGUAAAAUAUUAAAUAAAUAUUUUAGUUGUAACUCAACAUCCAUUUGUGAUAGCAGAAACAGGUUGGGGUUAAUUUGAUAUCAUUAUAAAAAUAUAUUUAAAGGGUGAUUAUGAUUAACCUAUGAUUGCAGUACAUCCAUUAAAAUUAUAUUAAAACUAAACAUAAAAUAUUCCAUUAACUAGGAAACCUGUUGUAAGUGAAUAAUAUGAUGAAAUUGUAUUUAUUAACCCAAAAGUAAUUAAUUAAUCUUAACAUAGUCUGAAUUAUUAGAAAUAUUAAACUAAAUGCCUAACUAAGAAAAUAAUUAAGUAGAAGAAGAAAUUUAAGUAGAUUAAAAAGAACCUGAUUUUGAAUAGAUGACUCCUGCACAAAUAUUAAAAUAUAAUCAACCCAAUUUUACAAUUUUUGAUAUAAAUGAAUCAAAAGUAACUAUUGAAAAAGCAAUAUAAAUUGUUAGUUAAGAUAUAUUAGCAGAUUAUAAAAGAAAAGUAUCAUAAUUAUAAAUAAUUUAUAGAAUCAUCAAUUAGAUACAGAAAUUUAAGAAUUAUAAAUUGAAUAUGAAAAUCUGUAAAACAAAUUAUAAUAAGUACAAUAAUAAUGA
Molecule: messenger RNA, 782 nt
Organism: Paramecium pentaurelia
Lineage: Eukaryota; Ciliophora; Oligohymenophorea; Peniculida; Parameciidae
Source: the annotation of a GenBank genome assembly